Messenger RNA from Oncorhynchus keta (chum salmon), 5000 nucleotides. RefSeq names its product immunoglobulin superfamily, member 9a (gene igsf9a). Gene Ontology annotation, molecular function: protein binding. The record is from RefSeq and is a predicted model, not a curated record. Gene Ontology annotation, biological process: cell-cell adhesion. The transcript has 19 exons. Bases 436 to 4854 code for a protein of 1472 amino acids. NCBI's taxonomy places the organism in Eukaryota, Metazoa, Chordata, Actinopteri, Salmoniformes, Salmonidae.
GAGUAGAAACCUUCGCUACGGAGCAUCAAAGGUGCAGGGAAAGUUAUUCUCUGCUUUUUAGGGUACUUUCUAACAUUGGGAGUAUCGUGAAUCUUCGUAUACAUGUUGGAUAUUACUGAGGAAAUAUGAUGGAUAUACAACGCGUCUAGCAAUUGUAUUUGAGAAUUCAGCGCAUAAUGCGCCAUCAUUGAUUUGCUUUAAAUUGCAUAUACUAUUCGAUAUUUCAGUAAGGAUUAGCAAAUCUGUUGAAAUUUGAAACAACAUAUUUGCCACCUGGGAAUAACACGGUGAAACACCUGUAACUUUUGCACUGAGGACUAGAGGAAUUACUGAAAGAAUACUUCAGACUGACGCACUAAAUGGAAAUACAACCUGCCUUUAUUUGCAUUAGUGUAAAACAGAUCAAGUAUGCUGAAGGCUGUUUGACUGGCAGCUAUGGGACCAAAAAGAGACUCUUUUCUGGAUGUUACCAUGGUGACGGCACUGUGCCUUCUGUGGGUCACUCAUGGUCAGAAGCCAGAGGUGCGUGCCAAGGUAGGGGGUGUGGUGGAGAUGGCGUGUAGACUGCCACUCCCUUACGCGGGUGAGUCUGUGCCCCUGCACGUGGUGGAAUGGGUGCGCCAGGGAUUCGACAUCCCAGUCCUAAUGAAGUUUGGAGUGUAUGCUCCUCGGGUGCAUCCCAACUACGAGGGCCGUGUGUCUCUGGUGAGGAAUACUGUCUUAAGGGUGAAGGGGCUCCUCAUAGAGGACCAGGGCCUGUACGAGUGUCGUAUCCUCCUGCUGGACAAAACCACAGAUGAGACCCGCAAUGGCACCUGGACCCUGCUGUCUGUCACCGCUCCUCCUAUUUUCAGCAAGACCCCUCCCCCUGUCAUGGAGGCUCUAGUGGGGAAUCCUCUCUCUCUGGCCUGCGUUGCCCAUGGUAACCCACCACCCACCAUAACCUGGGCUAAAGAUGGUACUCUCAUUGAAGGAGAUAAGGUUGAGGUUCUGAGUGGAACGCUGUCUCUCAGAGCAGUGGACAGGGAGGCAGGAGGACAGUAUGAAUGUCUCGCCUCCAAUGCGGAGGGCAAUGUGACUCAUGUGACAAAAGUUAAAGUCAAAGGUCCUCCAGUCAUUGUUAUCCCCCCGAAGGACACCUCCCUCAACAUGACCCAGGAUGCCCAGCUGCAGUGCCAGGCUUUGGCUGAUCCUCCCAACAUGACCUAUGUGUGGCAGAGAGAGGGAGAGAAUGUCUACCACAUAGAGGCUCUGAAGUCCCGUGUGAAGAUCAUGGUGGACGGCACCCUGCUCAUCACCCGCAUUACCCCAGACGAUUCUGGGAACUAUACCUGCAUGCCCACCAACGGACUGUUGACUCCGCCUACUGCAUCUGCCAAUCUCACUGUGACACACCCUGCCCAGGCUCUCCUGAUGCCACCACAGACAUAUCUCCCCACAGGCCUGGGAGGUCUGGUCUCCUGCCCCGUGAGAGCUCAGCCACCCCUGCUCCGCGUCGACUGGACCAAGGAUGGACAGCCACUGGAUCUGGCCAUGUACCCAGGAUGGACGUUGACAUCUGAAGGCUCGGUGUUCAUGGCGACUGCCAAUGAUGAUGCAACAGGCGUAUACACGUGUACCCCCUACAACAGCUACGGGACCAUGGGCCAAUCAGGGCCCACGACAGUCAUCCUACAGGACCCCCCGUCACUCAGCGUGUGUCCCCGUAAGGAGUAUAGACAGGAGGUUGGGAGAAUGCUUGUUAUUCCCUGCCAGACCACUGGAGAUCCAGCCCCUAGUAUAACCUGGAGCAAGGUUGGACCUGCCACACGCUCUCAGUACGCUGUAGCAGCUAACGGCUCCCUGCUGCUGCUUCCUCUCAGUAAAGACCACCAGGGGGAGUGGAUGUGCAGCGUUACAAACCGCGUGGCCACUGUCAAAGCCAGCACUCUCAUCUCAGUGCUGGGCACCAGUCCCCAUGCUGCCACCCUGGUGUCUGUCACUCCAGGGGCGAAGCAGGCCAAUGUCUCCUGGGAACCAGGCUUUGAUGGGGGAUACACCCAGAAAUUCACAGUCUGGUUGAAGCAGAUGUCUGUUGGUGACAGUGGGGAGAAACAGGAGUGGCUCUCUGUGCCUGUGCCCUCCUCCUCUGGCUCCAGUCUGCAGGUGACUGGGCUGGUCCCUGCCACAGAGUACCAGUUCAGUGUCCUGCCACACAAUAAAGUUGGCACUGGGCCUUUCAGCGAAAUCGCCACCACCCGAACUCUGAAUCCACUCCCAAGGAGAGCGAAACUAGAGCCACCCACAUCGCUGUCAGCCAAUCAGAGCUUGGCAGGUAUAGUCCUGCAGUGGUCCCCCUAUUCUCAGUUCCUGCCCAUCACUGGAUUUGUCCUCCAAUCGCGCACUGAGCAAGGGGAGUGGUUCAAUCUGGACGAGGACAUUGGUGCCAAUAGGAGUGUGAUGAUCGUUCCAGGUCUGCGCAAGGACUGUGUGUACGAGCUGCGGCUGCUGUCCCGGCGAGGGGAGUUGCUGAGCGAGCCCAGUCCAUCAGUCAACGUCUCCACCAUGGGGAUGGAUAUGUACCCUGCCACUUCCCGCUUCCUGGAGUUUGUUCCCGAGCCGCUAUUGGCUGGAGUGAUGGGCGGCGUGGGCUUCCUGUGUUUGGCCCUCAUCCUGGUCCUGGGGACCGUGUGUAUCUUCAGUCACAAGAGAGACCAGCGACGCAGGAAGAUGACAGAUGAUCUCCCUCCUGCCAUCUAUAAAAGCCCCCCCUCAACCAGGUCGCUUGCUAGCAGUCCAGACAGUGUGCUGAAGCAGAAGCUCCUCCCUUCCCACUGCCACCCCCACUAUCCCGGUUCCCACUCCUCCUGCUCCUCCUCCCAGUCAGACCACUCCUCCUUUGGCAGAGACAGCCACAGUGAAUACAAGGACCAGCGCCAGCAGCUGCUCUCCUGCCCCCCACCUCCUCCUCACUAUGCCGCCCACCACCAUCACCACCUCCCCAGGAUAGGCUCUUCCCCCAAUUCCCCUCUGGAGUUUAUCUCUAGAGGUCCAGACGGUCGCUUCAUUGAGCUGCCCUACGACCAGGUCUCCGCCCCCUCCUCCAACACCAUGAGAUCCCUGAGGAAAGACUUCCCACAAUCCACUGGGGUCCAGAGGUCAGUGUCCCUUCGCUCUGAGAAGAGGGUGGGGAGGGAGCCGCCUUUUGUCCUCUCAGUGGACCUACCCCCCUGUGGUGGAACUGACCCCAACCCCACGACCAGGGUCCGGGCCAUGGCCAAACACCUCUCCCUCCACGGACGCUUCUACCUGGAUGAGGAGAAGGACAGUUGUGCUGGACAUCCAGACAAGAGUAGUCUCUACUCAGACAGUAACUCAGACAUGUCCCCCCAGCCAAGCCUGGAGGAAAGCAAUCCAGGAUACCCAUCCCUAAAGCGGGCUGUCCAGCCAGCCACUGCCAGCACCCUGGUCCUGCAGAUGGAGCAUGAGAAGGAGACCGGCAACCUGAGCAGGUGUCUGAAGCUGGCCCGGGAGAGAGAGGAGCUGGAGAGAGAGCUACGGAAGUACACACUUGAUAGUAACGCUACUUUAGACGGCAAGAGAGGGGGACCAGGCAGCGACGAGGUGAGGUGGAGAGAGUUUGAAGAGUGCGAUCCAAUAUGGAAACCUCAGGACAACACUUCACCACACAGUCACCCCCAUCAUCUCAGUCACCCCCAUCAUCUCAGUCACCCCCAGGUCAACAGGGGGUGCUCAAGCAGGGCCAAAGGCCCUUCACCCCCGUCCUAUAUUAUCUGGGAGGCCAGCCCUCUCACUUCAGCCACCAGCCUUGUCCCAGCACAUCAGACCCCCUCUGAGAGGACAGCGGCCCUCAACUGUGACCCUCCACUCACCCAGUGUCCCUCUCUGUCUCCUGUCACACAACACCCCUUCAGGUCAGAGAGACCAGAGUGUCACUCUAAGAGGAGGGUGAGCCAACAGCUACUAGACAGGCAGGAAGGGAUGGAUACUGCUAGGGUCAAGACACACACAGGGCUUUGUGAUGAAACUAACAUAUCAACAGAGCUGAAGAGAGGUGACUUGGAGUCACAUGAAUGGAAUGGCAAGAGCAAUCAAUGUAAUGUCAGCAUUUCACACAAGUCUAAGCCAGAUGUCUCUGUCAACAAAGUGCCUGGUUCAUGGAGAGUGGAGUUAGCAAGGUCACAGCCAUGUGAAGAGUCAUCUCUACACACAUCGGUUGAUCUCUCAGAAUGUGUAGAAAUGACUGUGGAUGAACCAGAGGAUGAAGGCUCGAUGGAUCCUCCUACAAAUCCCAUAAGGCACCAGAGACAUGCCCAUCAGGUAAACAAUGAGUCCCCAUUGGCUGAGAAAGACCACAGAGGACCACAGACCAUGAAAGGCCACAGAGCCCAUCCAUUGGCCCACAGGAAAAGCCCAGUGCCUAGGGAGGAGCGGGAGAAGUGGCACAGGAGGUCAUCUCGGAGCAGAAGCCCAGCUACCAUUCAGCCUCCUAGGCCGGCGCUCAGGAAGGCUAUCAGUCUCGGAGGCUUUCAGAACAGGAACGGCAGCAACCACCAACGCAGCCAGAGUCUAGACUCCAGGAGACAAUCCCUGGGUAACUUCCUGACGCCUGAUGCCUGGGUCGACUCUCUCAGCCAGGAGAACUGCUCCUCUCCCUUCUCCUUCCGCCCAGACUCUGUCUUCUUUGAACCCGAAAACUCCUUAGCUCCUGAGACCCCCACUCACACAGAGGCCCCCCUUGCUUCUCUGCCUCACCCUCCCCGCCACCUCCCCCCCAGGACACCCGACCUCCCAGCAGGGCCCCACAGCAGCUCUGUGAAGCAUAUGGGGGUGAUAUGCACAUCCAAAGCGUAAGAAGACCGGUGCUGGAGAGACAGACGCAGCUCCCCCCAACCCCUCCUUCAGUGCCUUCCAGCCCCAGUCAUCCCCCCCACGACCCCAGGAAGAAGGCUUCCAUCUUCCCAGACGCCUACAGGUGGCCCAUCACCUACCAAGAGGCC